This is a messenger RNA of Ramularia collo-cygni, 795 nucleotides long. Its product is annotated as related to gliotoxin biosynthesis protein GliK. The transcript has 2 exons. The record is from RefSeq and is a predicted model, not a curated record. Lineage: Eukaryota; Fungi; Ascomycota; Dothideomycetes; Mycosphaerellales; Mycosphaerellaceae. The coding region runs from base 1 to 795 and encodes 264 amino acids. Gene Ontology annotation, molecular function: gamma-glutamylcyclotransferase activity.
AUGAAUCAACCAUCCAUUCCAAAACACAGGAAAGACAACAACUAUGGCACAGACAAAAUCUGGUAUUUUGCAUUUGGAUCAAACAUGGUUUACUCUGUCAUGAAGAAAAGGGGUCUUGACAUUCUGGACACUAGAACAGCGACUGUUCCCGGCUACGUCCUCACAUUCGACGUGUAUGGACUUCCUUACAGUGAGCCUGCAAUGGCUAGCAUCGCCGCUUACGAUGUCGAUGUGCAGGCGGGGAACAGGGACAGACCGCCAGAUGUGUGUGGAGUGGCAUAUCUGCUGUCUGUGCGAGAUUUCCGACGACUCGUCGCCACAGAAGGUGGUGGUGUUGCCUACAAAGAAAUCCAAGUCUCUGGAUCUGUGAUUACUGCCGAUACUGAGUCCAUUACCUUGUAUACUCUUACGGCCAUCUUUCCCCGGCGGCCCAAUGCCGCGCCGAGUUCAAGAUAUCUGGGCCUCUUAAUACAAGGUGCGAAGGAGAGCGGUUUGCCGGAGUCCUAUCAGGCCUAUCUACGCUCACUUCUCAGUUUCACUCCACCGAAUACAUUCCGGGAGAGGCUUGGUGCUUGUAUCUUUCUCUUCUUUGGUCGGAGGAUUAUGAGACAGCUGGCAGGAAUGGUCAAAGCCGCAACGAAUGAACACGGGGUCUGCCCUUCCUGGUAUGGAGAUUUGAUAUAUUACAUCUACACCUCUUUUUGGAUAGUUCAUGAUUGGAUGUUUGCCCCAGUCUUUGGGAGGGGUGAUGGAGGUGGAGUGGCUUAUGGACCUCUCGUUCUCGCUGUUGGUUAG